Messenger RNA from Microcebus murinus (gray mouse lemur), 1217 nucleotides. It is a transcript of the gene ESX1, whose product is annotated as ESX homeobox 1. The record is from RefSeq and is a predicted model, not a curated record. Lineage: Eukaryota; Metazoa; Chordata; Mammalia; Primates; Cheirogaleidae. Gene Ontology annotation, molecular function: DNA-binding transcription factor activity, RNA polymerase II-specific; RNA polymerase II transcription regulatory region sequence-specific DNA binding. Gene Ontology annotation, biological process: regulation of transcription by RNA polymerase II.
CAGACGGCGCCAGAAAGAGGUCCCGGCGCCUGGAGAGCGCACGGGCUAGCGGUUGGUCUCACUCUAGCUGGAGUCCGGGAUCGGCCUUGCGGUUGGUCCCGCUCUAGCUGGAGCCCCGGGAUCGCCGUCGCCGCGGACCUCAGCGCAGAGUCCGCAGAAGCGCACAGCUUCAUCGACAGCACUUAAAGGCAUGGAGUCCUAUCACGGACUCAGCCCCUACGGCGUCAGCUGCCGCAGCCUGGGAGUCGGUCCCGACAGGGAAGAACUGCAAGAAGAGAAGCCUACCGUGGCCUCGAUGAUUGCGAUGGGAGAAAACGAGGGUACGCGGUCCGAACCUGAGCGCGGAGCAGGAGCAGGAGCAGAAGACAACCCUGGCACCGAGGGGCCCGGCCCCGUGGACCGUGCUCAUGGCAGCGUCCACGAGCCCGAGCAACAGCGGGUGGAGCCGAAUCCCCGGGCCGCGGUGGGGCCAGCGCGCCCGGAGAGAAAGCCGCGUCGCUACCGCACCUCAUUCACCCAGUUGCAGCUGCAGGAGCUGGAGAACGCUUUCCAUCGAGUUCAAUACCCCGACGUGACUGCACGGGACCAGCUUGCAAGACGCCUGAAUUUGACUGAAGCCAGAGUGCAGGUUUGGUUUCAGAAUAGAAGGGCCAAGUGGAGACGACAUCAGAGGGCGCUAAUGCUGAGAAAUAUGGCCCAUGUUGCCAUGGGCCCCCCAGUGGGGGUGAUCUUGGAUGGGCCCUAUAAUGCCAUCCCUGUUCUGGAGUCUGCUUGGAGAUGUGUUCAUCUGGUGCCAAGGCCUAUCAUGCCACCUAUGCCACCUGGGCCACCUAUGCCGCCUGGGCCAUCCAUGAUGCCUGGGCCAUCCAUGAUGCCAGGGCCAUCCAUGAUGCCAGGGCCACCCAUGAUGCCUGGGCCACCCAUGAUGCCACCCAUGAUGCCUAUGCCCCCUGGGCCUCCCAUUGGCCUGGCUCCUAUAGGCGUGGCAUGGGCCCCUGUCAUCAAUGGUCAUUAUGCAGGUCCCAUUUUCUAAAGUAUCUUCACGACAGUUUUUUCCAAAGUGUUUCUCUGCCAGAUAUAAAUUGUGCACAGCACAGUAACAAAAGAAUUCAUAAGAUACCUGUUAAAUGAAUUGAAUAAGUAAACAAAGUCAGUGUCAUGUUGUUUUUGUAAGACACAUAAUUUCGUUUUCAAUAAAGGUGUGAACUAGCAGUGCA